UUGGAAAGCGUUUUGUGAUGGUGGUCCACUAUGAAAGUUGCUUUAUAUAAAAGUAAAGAUUAUUAUAAUUAUUUUCCGUUCCGUUAUUGAGUAAUAAAAGAACCCUGCCCCUCAUGAUGAACAAUGGUAGGCAGAGUCGGCUUGUUCUGUAACUGGACAUUUUUAAUUGUGCUAAAAAGGAAAAACUUUGUGAAGGUUUUAUCUCCACUAUGUCAUCAGGUUGGGCCGGAUUGAGAUGCCUGAAGUCUCUGUUCUGCUCCUGAAACCAUUCACUCUCUCUCCCUCUCUCCUUCCCGGUCCCCCCUCUCCCGCUCCCCCAGGGCAGACAGACCCCUCCCAGGAUGGUGUAGAGUGUGUUGAGAGUCUGCUGAUCCAUCAUGGCUGUGUUUAAGCUGGGGAUUGUGGAGGACCUGUAUGAAAUAGGAGAGGUGCUGGGCAGUGGUCACUAUGGCACGGUGAGGCUGGUCCGAGAGAAGGGCUCGGGAACGGACUACGCCGGGAAGUUCCUGAAGAUCCGGAAAUGCAAGAGCAGCCGGCUGGGGCUGGAUCGGGAGGACGUGGAGCGAGAGGUGGAGAUCCUGCAAGCCCUGCAGCAUCCCAACAUCAUGGCUCUGAGAGACGUGUUCGAGAGCAAGGCAGAGCUGGUGCUCAUACUGGAGAUGAUCCGUGGAGGGGAGCUCUUUGACUUCAUUGCUGAGAAAGAGAUGCUCUCCGAGGACGACGCCAUCCAGUUCAUGAAGCAGAUCCUGCAGGGAGUGGGAUACAUGCACUCCAAACACAUCGCACACUUCGACCUCAAGCCAGAGAACAUCAUGCUGCUGGAGAAGGACGUGCCCCAACCCCACAUCAAGCUCAUCGACUUCGGACUGGCCCACCGGAUAGAGGAGGGGGUGGAGUACAAGAGCCUGUCUGGCACCCCCCAGUACAUCGGUGAGUGCAGCAGUCCAGAUCCAUCAUGGCUGUGCCAGGAUUUCAAGAUGUCUCAAAAUGACAUUAAAUAUGAGUGCGGGGGGGGCGGUAAUGGGGUGGCACGGCUAUAGCUUGCUAGAUGAGAU
Messenger RNA from Polyodon spathula (Mississippi paddlefish), 1055 nucleotides. RefSeq names its product death-associated protein kinase 3-like. The coding region runs from base 378 to 1040 and encodes 220 amino acids. Gene Ontology annotation, biological process: intracellular signal transduction; protein phosphorylation; positive regulation of apoptotic process. NCBI's taxonomy places the organism in Eukaryota, Metazoa, Chordata, Actinopteri, Acipenseriformes, Polyodontidae. The record is from RefSeq and is a predicted model, not a curated record. Gene Ontology annotation, cellular component: cytoplasm; nucleus. The transcript has 4 exons. Gene Ontology annotation, molecular function: ATP binding; protein serine/threonine kinase activity.